ACUUUAGGUUACGUGUCACCGCGCUCUCUUCGCAAUUUCUCAACGUUACCCUCCACACCAAACAAAGGUUAUUCGCGUAUAUUCACGACUUCACGCAUCUUGGGAGCUUUUAUCUGAAAACAUUAUCUGUUGUCCCGCCCCCAUUCAACAGCUGGUUUGAACGAUGGAGGAUAGGGGGAGUGCCAACCCACUAUCAUCAAACAUCCCUGUUUGUCGCUUGUAAAGUCAGCUCAACAGCAACAUGGUUUACGUCAUGGUGACUAUCAACGAUAUCAUCAGUAUAUUUCUCGAAAGCUCAGGCGGAUGAGGAAAUCGCUACAUUUCCAACAGGGUACUCGAUCAAAAGUUACUCCGAAGAAGUUAACUCCGGAUAUUGUAACAGAUCCUCGUUUCGUUAUUUUGGCAGUUUUUGAAAUCGAACGAUCAUGGGCUUAUGCCAUGCAAUUAAAAGCUGAAUCAAGCUCAGAAAUCCGUAAACGCUUUCAAAUGUGUUCUCGGCUCCGUAAAGCAGUUGCACGUGCCGAACUUUUAUGCAGUAUGGAAGACGAUUUGUCACUGUUAGAUGCACAAACCAAGCUGGAAUUACGCGGAUACAGACAGUGGAUUGGUGGAAUUUUAUUUUUUGAGUUACAGAAUUGGGCCGUAGCAAAAGAGCAUCUUGAAUCAGCUCAGGCUAUUUAUGAUGUGCUACUUCAAAUGGUAGAUGACGACAAUGGAGCUGUUUAUAAAUCUCGCAUUGACGAUCUUUUACCUCAAAUUCGAUAUUGUGCUCAUUCGGUUGGGGAUGAAACGGCAGCUGAUGACUUACAGCGUAUGCGUAAUCAAGCACCUGAUGGCCUUACACCUUUGUCAGAACUUCAGUUAGAUCAACUCCUUAGUCAAGCUCGAGCUAGACAGGCUAGUCAAGUCAGUGAAGUUGAUUGGUUGGGAACUGUGAUUCCAGUAAAAUCAGAGAAGGCGAAAAUCGCUAUUUUAACUGUGAAGGAAUCUGAGUUGGAGCUAGAAAAGGCAGAAACUCUUUCAGCAAAAUUGGCUAUUUAUGAAUCUGUUCUAAAGUCAUGUGUCGAUGCAGUUACAUCUGUUAGGGAUGAGUUACGUAUUGCAGUUUCAUCCGAGCCAUCAGUCACUGGAGAUAAACACAAAGCAGCUGUAGUGGCUUCUUCUAAAUCUGGCCAGACUUUGGGUUCUGAAAAGGUCUCGCGACUCCAGCUUCUGUAUACUUAUUUACAAUACUUGAAAUUAGACAAAACAAUUGAUCGCACUCUUUUGCAUAUUGAGACUACAAUUGCUGGACUAGCUGAGGGAAGUCAGCGAAGAGAUCAUUUCGCUACAAGCGCCUAUUCUAAACCACAAGAACUAUCACGUUUGUAUGAUACUCUAGUGCAAAAAUUUCCAGGAGAUUAUAUCUCUACCGAGUUUAAUUCAAGAGCACAAUGGUCUAAAGGAUCUAUUGUGUGCGAAAAUGCUAUCUAAUCGCAGUUUUCGGUAAGUUAAGUAUGUUUUUUCAGGAUUUAAUUUAUCGAUCCAGUGCAAAAAUUGACUCCAGUGAUUUUCAAAUGCCUGUUAUAUCCAUCUAUCAUGUUCAUUGAGUUCGCCUUACUUACUGCCUAGGAGCUGACACAACAGUUUAACGAAGAGAAAUGGACAAAUGACCGUGAGAUUCUGGGUGUCUUCAGAAUUAGCAGUGGAUGGUGAUUGAUAUGAUGCACCAGUUUCAACACUAUUUCUUGAAGUAGUCACUUGCUACGAGGGAAAAACGAGACACACUCAGCCACCUGGUGCACACACCUAUUGUGCGAUACUACUACGUGGGUGCCCAAACCUCGGUAAGUGGAGCGGAGUUCGAACUUGUGACUCGUGCUAGGUAUUAUUUCAGUUUAUUGGGUCAACUCUAACCAGCAUUCAAGUGAAGAAACUUUGCUUCUGAUAGCUAAAUAACAUUUUUUGUUCAGUCGUGUCUAGUAAGUUCUUUCUAUCGGCUGCACAUUACUUCAAGAAAUAAGCGGUGUGCGUAAACAAUCGUUAUGGUAAAUUGUUCAGCAAAACAGGACAGUCAGGAAAAGAAGUGGAGCAAAUUGGAUCAGUCUCGGUUGUAUCAUCUUCGAAUAUUACAGGAGUGAUAAAAAAUAAUUUUACAAUCCAAUCAGUUUUAACACAGGAUUGAGUUGAACCGUUUACUACGUAUUUCAGUACUAAGUAUAGAUAUAGCAGUGGAUCAGAACAAAUUUAACUACAUUUUGCUAUCCGUAAAGUUUGAAUGUUGAUGCGAUUAUCCUUACUUUUGUACUCAAAAACUGAUUGACCGGCAAAAUCAUCGUAGAUGCUCGCACACAGAUGCAUGAGCUUAAGUUGCCACGCUUCACAGUAGCAAUAGUAAUAAUAAUUGUAUAUUUGCUUUAUUCCAAACCACUAAGAACAGGUGGAUAGAAAAGAGUGAUGUCAAUGUAGAAAAAGUUGUGUCAGAAAAUAAGCAGUUUGAAGAUUGAGGUAAAGGCAAAAAUUGAAGCUUUGGAAGACGUCAUAGAGUGAAUACAUCUGCACCAUUGUGACCGAUUUUCAGCCAUCACCGGAAGUUCUCAACCACUGAUUCUUUUCGUCUCAUGGUCCCCAACCAGACAGUCCGCACCUCCUAACACAGUUCACACCAACAGUCAGAACCUCUAUCCCCUGGUUUCACGUCUUUGUCUGGCCACUCUUAACCCACUUCCUACCUAAUCCAACUCCCCUUAGUAUGGCGCGUCGAGGUUGGCGGUGGCUCAGCAUGCGCAGCACAUGCUCAAGCCAUCUCAGUCUGAUGUUCAUAACGUCAUCAAUUGACUUACCUGUCUUGCCCAGUACCCUUCGCCUGACCUCAACAUUGCUCACACAGUGGUUCCACCAAUACCAAGCAAUGCUACGAAGACAUCUGUGAUCGAAACGCUGUGAUUGCUUCAUAUCUUCAACUUUCAACGGCCUUGUCUCAGUCGUACAACAGGACGGAACGGACUGCCGUGCAGUAUAAGUCGCCCUUUAAUAGACUGUCGGAUAUCUCACCAUUUGGCUCCACAGAUGACGCAAGUUGGCAAAUGCAUAUGGGCUUCUUUUUAUCCGAGCUGAGAUUUCGUCAGCAACCAUUUCGUUUGGGUUCAUGCAACUCCCCAAGUUUCCAAAGAAAACUCUUGCCUAUAGCAUAAUAAUCGACAGGUAUAGAUUAUAUCAACGUUGAAUCCAACAUAUCCAUGAAUUGACAAUAUUUUCACUGUUUCUAUUAUUAAAAGUUUAGUAAUCGCAUUUCGUCAAAUUGAAGGUAAUAAUGUUGAUUUUUUCAAGUGAAUGCUUUCACAUACUCGUAUGAUUUAGAUUCCUAAGUUGGAUAUGAUUUGGUACUGAACACUCAAACAGUAACACAAAAGGCUUUCGUUUUAUUUCCAACCCAUUCACAAGCAAGAAGAAACUGAAUACGUUUAUUUUCGCUCUAAACUGAUGAUAAUGGUGAAGGCAAAAGCUUCAUGUGUAAUGCAUGAAUUAGGAGUAACAAAUAACAGGAUGGGUACAAAUGUUUACCAGAUGUAUCAUCCUUUUUUCAGAUUGCUUAUCAGCAUUUCGGUAAUUGUGACAGCCUCUGAGUCAUCACACCCACUUUAAAGAUGGUUUUAUGUAACAUUAUGAAUGGACGUAAUGUUUCACUCUUGCUUACUUUUUUCCAAUAGGUGUUACUAUCUCGCACUUGCUUAUAACUGUAGUAAGAAGUACUCUGAAUGCUCUGCUCUUCUGAUGAGAGCGAAACAACAUGCUGAAAAAGCAAUUAAUUCGCUUGACUCUGUCACUUCAACGUGGACUGAAGCUGAGGAGGCUGUCGCACCUGGUCCUCAUCCUGAUGUCCUAGCAAAUUCUUUACGUUCCCUUAUAGUACAAGCUGAGUCAGAAGAUUUAACUUGUAGAGCAGCCUCAAUGCUCGAUACUGAAGAAGGAAAAGAGUCAACCUGUAUUAAUCCACUCACUGUAACCACAGCAGCGGAUGUUUCUCAAAAGAUAAAUCGAACUAUUCCUCAGUGGACUUGAAAAGGUUAAGAGCAGUUAUUCGAAGUUCGGAUUGGUGGAUCUCGAAGACAAUACUGAUUUGCAUACAUUAAUUUUAUUUCAAGGCUGAAAUGGAUAUUGAUGGCAGCAAAGCGAUCUACAAGCAACUGAACUCAACAUCACUUAUCUUUUGUCCGCUGCUGAAAUCAGGUUCCAAGAUUGUGAAUUCACAAAGAAACACCAUCCAGCAUUACUUUUUCAAAUGCAUUAAAACGUCAAAGAAUUACUACUAUGUAAUACUACCUAUCCUACAUUCUUUUCAACCGCCACUGCGAAUAAAUAUGAUCCAUAUUUCUAUACAAAUAUCCG
Heterobilharzia americana is the source of this 4368-nucleotide messenger RNA. The record is from the annotation of a GenBank genome assembly. NCBI's taxonomy places the organism in Eukaryota, Metazoa, Platyhelminthes, Trematoda, Strigeidida, Schistosomatidae.